UUGCCUGCCGUGUGGUUCGAAUCGUUUCCAAACUAUCCGUGAAGUUAAACAUUGAAGUAUUCAACCAAAAAGUUUAAAUAGUGACCUUGUGAUUAACGAAAUGAAGAAAUAUGCGUUUUAAGCCAGUAAAUUAUAUAUUUUUUCUGGUGCUGUGCUUGCAAGUCUUUUCCUCGAAAGGAUCUCGUGAUAAUCUGGAGCACCGUGCUCAGCUCGUAAGACAAUCAAACGAUAAUCUGCUUCUCGCGGCAGGCAGGGAUCAAAAUGUUACCCUGAGAUUAAUGGGCGAAUCGGCCACCGUAACAAUCAAUGAUUUGGACAUGAUGACUGUGCUCCGACGGCGGAAAAAGAUUAUUGCCGAUCGCCAGGCGGCGGCUCAAAGGGAACCCCUCUCGAUGGAGGUCGUCAAGGAUCAAUUCAGGGAUGUGGAGCGCAUGAUGACGCGGAUUCAGAGACGGGUCUUAAAUGGGAGGAACUCAACGAGACGGAAUGGACUUGAUGUACGCAUCCUGCGACGACAAUUGCAACGUGUAGAACGCGUUACAGGAAUUCUGCUGACCCUAUCCGCGAAUCUGGCUAAAAAUGAGUGUAAAUCGAGUCCAUGCCAGAACGGCGGAUACUGCCACGAUGCGUACAAGGGAUUCCAGUGUGAAUGCACUGCGGGUUGGCAAGGCGAAACUUGUGAGGAAGAUGUAAACGAAUGUCUUACCUUAGCCGGCACAGAUCUGGAUGGCUGUGUGAACAAUGGGCAAUGCAUAAACACACCCGGGAGCUACAGGUGCGUUUGCCGGAAUGGGUUUUCCGGAACCCACUGUCGCCUCAAGCACAAUUCCUGCUGGGGCAGUGGAUCCCACGAACUAUGCGGUGAUCACGGCACCUGCAUUCAGGCUUCCAAUUCCGCUGGCUAUGUGUGCAUUUGUGAUCAAGGAUGGACAUGGGCAGAUACAAAUGUGACUAGCGCCAGUCCAAGUGCCUGCACCCGGGAUGUAGACGAGUGUGAGCCACGCGUGAAUCCUUGCCACGAUAAGUGCAUCAAUUUACCUGGAAGCUUUCGCUGCGGACCUUGUCCACCGGGGUACACGGGUGACGGACGCUUUUGCCGAGAUAUAGACGAGUGCGCCCAAGAUGAUAAUGGUGGAUGUAGCCAGCAGCCACGCGUGACCUGCACCAACACGGAGGGUUCACAUCGAUGUGGCCGCUGUCCCCCAGGUUGGCUAGGCGACGGACGGACAUGUACAGCAUCUAAUUCUAACUCUUGCGACAACGAGCGGAUUUGUCAUCCUCUAGCCAAGUGCGAGUACAUAUCCGAUGCGGUGGUUUGCACCUGUCCUCUGGGCAGUUUUGGACAUGGUUACGGUGCCGACGGAUGUACCACAGACUCUAACCGGUUGCCUUGUGACCAGCAUCCGUGCAAGAACAAUGGCACUUGCAUUCAGAAUGGACGGGGUACUACUUGCAUUUGUCAACCUGGUUAUAUGGGCGCCGUGUGCAACUCGUCAGAUGCAUGCCACCCAAGUCCCUGCCUAAAUGGUGGAACCUGUCGACUGUUGCCGAAUAAUGCGUAUCAAUGCGUUUGCCCAGCCAGCUACACAGGCACCACAUGUUCCCAUCAUCGUUUCUUUUGUGGAAGCACAAUCCUUGGAGAUUCUGGCCAACUGCAUUACCCGCCCAACACAGCCGAAGGUGACUACCAAGCGAACGAACGUUGCCCUUUUAUUAUACGCACCAGAUCUCCAAAUAUGGUGCUAAACUUAACCUUCACUCAGUUUGAGCUUCAGGACAGUACCGACUGCACCGCUGACUUUUUACAGCUGCACGAUGGCAACGCAUUAAAGACACGUAUGAUUGGCCGCUUCUGUGGUUCUCGUUUGCCUCUCACAAAUGGUAGUAUCAUUACCACGCAGGAGCAGGCCUUUUUCUGGUUCCGAUCCGACAACGAGACACAGGGAAAGGGAUUCCAUGUAAUCUGGAACUCUCUUCCAUUCUCAUGCGGGGAAACUAUUAACCUGACAUUGGCACAAACUGGCGUACUGCGAUCUCCCGGCUAUCCAGGUCAGGCUCGACCCGGACUCGACUGUCGCUGGCAACUGACGGCCUCUUUUGGCACUAGACUAGUCCUUCGGUUCUACGAUAUAUCUCUGGGAAGUAGUCAACCAACCGGUCGCAAUUGUAGCGACAAGGAUAAUACCCUUAUUGUUUCCGACUCAAAUCGCCAGCUGCUGCGAACCUGUGAAACCAUCCAGCCUCUGCCGUUGUAUAGCUUUUCCAAUAGCCUGCGCCUGGACUUCCAUACAAACGAAUUUCGUUCGGAUAGCUCCUUUCAGGUGCACUACGAGGUGAUACCGGGAAAGCCGGGAUGCGGAGGAAUUUUCACGGAGCCCCACGGACACAUUAUAGUUGACAUGGACAGCGAUGUCUGUUCUUAUCUAAUUGAACAGCCCCGGGGGACUCAAGUGAAGCUGGUGUUCGAUAGUGUACAUCUUGUGAAGUCCUGUUACUUUCAGAAGAUCGAGGUUUUUGACGGAAGAACACCAGAUUCGCCGCUAAUGCAAACAAUCUGCCGUGAAGCAGAAGAACGCGAACUGGAGCCGCUGAUAUCCACGGGAAAUACGAUUCUAGUGCGCUAUAAAUACAGGUUGAGUGGUGUGACGCUAAGAAGAAGUUUUGAAUUAACUUAUUCGAGAGAGUGUACUGGUAGCUUUGUAAAUUCCCAGGGAAUCAUUAGUACCCCUAACUAUCCGGGCUUAUAUCCCGGUGACAUGACCUGCACAUACAACUUGACUGGGCCGGUUAAUACGGCGGCUCAAAUUAAAGUCACAGACUUAUCUCUGGGCACAGCCAAUAAUGAAAAUGAAACAUCUUAUUUGGAUGUAUAUUUAUCACGCGAAGAAAAGCGGCAUAUUGUAAAGUCAACAGAAAAUCUGGUCCUAUUGUCACAUGCCAAUAAGGCAAGCGUGGUCUUCCGAGGGUCAGGUAGUGGCCGAGGAAUGCGAUUGGAAUAUAAUUUUUUGCCAAUCCGUUGCGGCGGAUUUCUUAAUGAGCCCGGCAGAAGUCACGUUAGACGCACCAAAUUCUGUCAGUGGUUUAUUGACAUGCCAGGACGAAAACGAAUUUCUGUUCAUAAAUUACUUUCCAACGGAAAUAUAUUCAUAUAUGACAAUAGUACAAGCCCAGGAACAUUGUUAAAUAGCUAUUCAGCGAGCAUGAGCGACGUUUUCGAUGGUGAUCUUUUGACAAUAAACUUUGUUACAGAUCAGGGUUAUGGAUUUUAUAUCAUUAAAUUUGAAAUUAUUGAUCCAGAUAGUUGUGGAGGAACAUACACAGGACGUUUUGGCUACAUAAAGUCUCCAAAUUGGCCAAAAAAGUAUGGAGCAUCCCAAAAAUGUGAGUGGAUCAUAAAAGCUCCAUUUGGCCAUCGCCUGGAAUUAGUGGUGCAUAACUUUACGAUGGAAGACACUGAAUACGACGGUACUUGUCAAUCAGACUGGCUAGAAAUUAGAAAUGGCGAUUCUGAAACAUCGCCGCUAAUUGGACGAUAUUGCGGGAAAAACAUUCCGAGCAGGCUGCCCUCAUUUGGCAAUGCCCUAUACCUUAAAUACAAUUCAGAUUACUCUCUUGAGUUAGAUGGAUUCCUUCUAAACUGGCAGCAAAUCGGAGAAGGAUGUGGUGGCAAGCUGACCUCGUCCACGGGUAGCAUUCAUUCACCGCAUAUAAUAGAGGGUAGUAGUGGUGUUCUCGCCUGCGACUGGCAGAUUGUCGUCGCCGAGGGAUCCAGAGUGAGUCUAGGGCUUGAAAGCAGCGACGAGCGUCUCUGUAGUGGCCAACUAACCAUAUACGAUGGCCCUUCCACCGCCAGCAUUCCAAUGGUUAUUCGCUGUAACAGAACGAUUAGUGAACCGAUGCUGUCCACCGGUAAUCGAGUCCUUAUCCGUUACGAUGUGGGUAAAGAAGCCCCCGACGGCACUGACUUUAUACUGAACUAUCAAACAGUUUGUCGAGUUCGGCUGGAAGGUCUGCAGGGUGCCAUCGAAUCACCCAAUUUUCCUGACAACUACCCGCCAAAUUUGAAUUGCGAAUGGGAUAUUCGAGCUGGUGGACGGACAAAUCACUUACAGCUCGUCUUCUCACAUCUGACUUUGGAGAGCACAGAAGGAUGUAAUAUAGACUACAUAAACGUUGUGGACAUGAUGGACGACCAAAAGCUCAGCGAGCAGCAUCUUUGCACCAACGAGGCUUUGACCCCAAUCACCUCGGCUGGUAAUCGUUUCCUCCUUAGAUUCACAAGCGAUUAUUCGAUUGAGGAGCAAGGAUUCCGUGCCGAGUACAAACGUUUAGGAUGUGGAGAACAUUUCCACGAAAUGGGCAGAAACUUUGAAUCGCCAAAAGCUCCCUUCAGCGUGGACAUGGACUGCGUUUGGGUCAUAUCAGCGGCCGAGGGCAGCCAAAUCCGUCUUCUGCUUCAUGAGGUCUACUUCGAGACAUCCCAGAUUGAGUGCAGCGACUCGGAAUCUAGGCUCCUCGUAAUCGCACCAAGUGGAUUUAAUUCCUCUGUAGUACUGUACCAGAGUUGCCACGAGGAGACGCAAACGCAAACCUUUACCUCGCCAGGUAAUGAGCUGGUUGUGCGCUUUAUCAGCACUUCUGCACAGGCUAAGAAGUACUUCAAGGCCAGUUACGUCCAGGUGCCAGCCAGUUGUGGGGGAUACUUAAGCGCCAGCAGCGGAGUCAUAGCUUCUCCCGACUUCCAUAAUCUAGUAGAUAGUAGCAAUGUCCCGAAUAACACACUUAAUAUAGAGUGUGUAUGGACUGUGGAGGUAACAAAUGGCUAUGGUAUCAGGACGCGUUUUGAUCAGUUCAACCUCACGGACUCAGCGAACUGCUCGCUUAGUUUUGUUGAACUAACAAAGCUGGAGGCGGACGGGAGUGAACGAUUCCUGGAGAGGGCCUGUGGCGAAGAUUCACCAAUGAUUCGCUUAGUUCAUGGAAAGAAACUGCGUGUUCGGUUUAAGUCCCAGGCCGGAACUUGGGGUCGGUUCGCCAUGUAUUUUGCGCGUCAGUGUGGUGGUCCACUUUAUUCCGGAGAGGGUUAUAUACAAUCCCGCCUAGACGAGGACUGCAACUGGCUGAUAUCUUCGCCCGAGGGCAGCAAACUGAGUCUUCAUAUAAACCAACUAGAAUGUCCAAAAUGUACCCAACCUUCUGGCAAUUGCACAGAGAGUCUUAAACUGCUCAACGACAACGAUCAGGUUGUGCUCUACCAGUUAUGCCGGGAUCAUCCUGUCAAUUUGAUUGUGCCCGCCAACAAUGUGCGCAUCCUCACCGCAGGUAUUAGGCUGCAGGCCCAUUUCAGUACUUUUGAGAACUCGUGUGGUGGUAAUAUCACAUCCGCCCGUGGCAGCCUCAGUUCGCCAAACUACCCGGACAGUUAUCCAUCCAACAUAGAGUGCGUCUGGUCCAUCAAGACAAAGCCUGGAAAUGUUUUGGAAAUUAAUUUUGAAGCCAUGGACAUAGUCCACUCCGAGCACUGCAACGAGGACUUCCUAGAACUACGCUCUGGCGCCCAGGGUCAUCUUUUGGGUUUGUUCUGCGACAAGAAAUUACCAGAGAGUUUUUUGGUGGAGCAAUCUGAGCUUUGGAUAAAAUUCCGUAGCAGACCGGGCAACACUGCCGGUGGUUUCCGAUUACGUUGGAAUUAUUUGCACAAUGUUGAAAUUACAAUGCGUACCAAUGGGACGAUUGAGCCUGCUCCACCGCUUUUUGUUAGGGGCGAGGAUGAGCCCUUCAGCUGGCGCAUUUUCGCAGAGCGCGGAAACGUUUUGGUAUUGCAGUUUGAGGAAUAUAUUUCAGGUCUUUCACUUUAUAAUGGCUAUGAUGAUAACGCUUUGGCAGUAAAUAUAGAUGCCAGUCCCUCGACGUUCACCUCGAGCAGUAAUGUUGUCUACUUAAAAACGAUUAAUACAGAACUAAGUUAUUUUCGACUAAAGUGGCACGUGCUCGAUAGCGAUCUAGUAGAGGGUAACGUUACCCUGUCAUCCAAGGAGUGUAUACAGGAAUUAACGUUAAGCGACAUUGCCAUAAUUGAAAUAAGUUCGCCGGGAUAUCCGCAAGGCUACGUUCCCUAUUUAGAUUGCGAAUGGACCAUUAAGCCAGAGGAUCCUUCACAACAUAUCACUGCAUACUAUUUUCAAGCGGAUUUGGAGAACUUCAACGAUUGUGCAGCCGACUAUCUUAAAAUUCAGAGUUCACAUGACCUUCAACACUGGAAUGACGAGGUUCGCACUUGCCAGAAAUCAAAGACUCCGAAUCGACCAAUUCACGGAACGCCAAAUCUGAGAUUGCAGUUCCAUAGUGAUGUAUCCAUUAAUGGUACUGGAUUUUUGGCAAGACUUCGCUCAUCGUGUGGCUCAAACAUGACGGGAACAGUCGGCACGAUUCCCCAGAUGAAAGAGGGUGGAGAAUGCGCCUGGCACAUCGAUGUUCGCCCAGGUCGAUUAAUCGACAUUACCAUAAAUUAUGAUGGUCCUCCUUCUUCCACCUGUCGCCAGUACGGUUUUAUUUACGAUGGAUUAGAUGAACAUUCGCCAUUGCUACAACAUAGUAAGUUCGGCAACCAAAGGGAUAUAAGGAAGAUAGCAUUCCGGACGAGCAGCUCGCAUGCCUACAUAAAAUACUAUCUCGGCAGUAAAAGUACUAACGACGGAUGCCUUUGGACUCUGACUUACCGAGAGUUUAAUGAAUGUAAUGGAGAAAUUCAAUUGACCCAGAAUGCUCCAAAGUUUGUGGUAACGUCGCCGGGAUAUCCGUAUCUACCGCAUCCGCAUUCAGAGUGUACGUGGUUGGUCCUCGCACCGAUGGGUGAGUCCAUAGCAGUCAAUUUCGAUGAAUUCGAGUUGAGUUCUCGGAUGUGCGACAAAGAGAACGUGGAGUUCUUUGAUGGCUCCACUAACCUGGCCCGUCUCUUAUUACGCACAUGCCGCAAGCCCCACGCCACGCUUCGCACUUCCGGCAGCUCGCUCCUUGUACACUAUCAGUCGCAGCUCAAUGAACCCAAUGGAGGUUUCCGAUUAAACCUAUCACUGAGCACAUGUGGAGGUCAGUUCAGCGGUUCGUCUGGGUCCUUCAAUUCGGAGAAUUAUCCACAUCUGGGCGGAUAUCCCAAGCCGUCUGUGUGCGAGUACAGCAUUCGUUUGCCUAAGGAAACUUUCAUAAAAUUAAACAUCACGGAUCUUCACCUGCCGUACAAUCCAAAUGGGAAUUCUUCAAAGAGCACUAGCGAUCGCCUGGAAAUCGUAGACUUCGCUGACCCAACCCAAGAGCUAUUGGUUUUAGAUGGCAGUACAGUAACACCCACUAUCGUCACCCUUAAUACCAAUGCGGCUACCAUACGCUUCGUAGCAAUUCAUAAUGUAAAUAAAUAUCGGGGCUUCAAAUUAACAUAUCAGCGGGUUCUCGGAUCUUGUUCGAGGGAUGUAAAUGGUGUUGAAGGGGACAUUGUGAUUCCACCAAUGCCAGAGACAACCUGGAUGAGAUUUUGUCGGAUAACUAUAAACGUACCAAAGGGACAGCGGGUGCGAUUGAAUCUUCUUAAUCUUGCUGAUAUGCGUGUUGUCAAUCGGAACACCACAAGCCAAUCUGUAAGACUACGAACGCAUUUAAGAAAUAUUGCACACUUCGCCUUUUACAAUGACGCCAACUCACUCUCCAAGAUCACCGAAUUCCGGAUCGAUGGGUACAAUGGUAGUGGAAUCAUUACCUCCACAGACAAUUAUAUGCUCGUCGUUGUGUCGGCUAAUCAGUUGGAUUUAAGUACCACCGCACUGAGAGCUCGAUACAGCUCCAAUGAAGCAACGGUCUGCCCACCUAAUAUUGGCGAUCAAGCAUCGGGAUCACUAUCCAUACAAACUCUCCUCCAGCUGCCCAACUACCAUUGUACAAUCCAAUUUGUGGGUACUGCAAGUACAACGCUUACCUUUAAGAUCGAAGAGUAUCUAUUCCAAACAAUUGGGGGUCCAGCAAUUGUUUUUAGAGAUGAUGUCCUCAGAAGUUCGAUUAAGGCUAUGUACGCCAAUGUCACAAAUAGUUUUGUAUCUAUGGCAACCACAGCUGGACGAAUAACGCUUCUGAAUAGCAAAAACGUUAAAUUGCAACGAUUCCGGGCAACAUAUCGGCGACACAAUUGCGGUGGCCGGUUGGAGGCCGCUGAGGGAAUUACCAUUGAGUCCCCUGAACUUCUGAAUAUCCUCAAUGAGGAUUACGGUGAACUUGAGUGUCUUUGGACCUUGAGCAAUAGUAAUGGGUAUAUGUUGGAGGGUAAUGUAACUCUAACCGACCGUUGCGAUCGGGAGUACAUUGUGAUCUUCAGUGGACAAGUGGAAGUUGGUCGUAUUUGUCGGGGUAUGACUAUGAAUAGCACUUUGCUGGAGCGGACGUUCUCAAAGAUACUCUACCAUUCGGAAACACGAUUCCUUGAGCGCAGCAAGUUCACCCUGCAAGCACGUAGACCCGUCUCUAAUGGCAAUGUAAUACGCGUUGACAAUCGACCAUCGCCACCAGUGACAGUUGAGAGCAAAGAUUACCUGCAAAGCAAAGGGCGCAUAUGGGAAUUUGCCACCAAUGAUGGACUAUCCCUGAAAAUACAUUUCCUGAAACGAAUCUUCAUUGUGACCUCACCCAAUUGCACGGACGAUCGAUUGACUGUUGAGCGUUACGAUCGGACGACGGGAGAUUUUAUAGAAGUGACCAGUCUAUGUGGCAGACAAGCUGCCAACGAUAUUCUAGUGCCAUCCCACCGAAUGCGUGUGAUAUUCCGAACUAAUUCGAAUAUUACGGGGGAUGGUUUCAGUUUCCAAGUAUCACCUAGUUGUGAUGCAGUACUCCAGGCAGAAACAGAAAUCCAAACCCUUAGCAGCCCCGAUUGGGCGGCUAUCCGUGGACAGCAGUUUAACUGCAGCUACACAAUUUUCACGAAUGGCGAGCACCAACUGGUGGUCAGUGUAAAGCCCAAACCAGGACGAACAUGGGCAAAGUUUGUAUGCAGCAGAUCUUACUUCCAGGCCUAUCGCCGAGGCGAUGGAGAUGUGGAGGAGAGAAUCGGCCAAUUCUGUCCGGAAUUCGAGGUUAAUGGUUACGGAAGAGUUCGCCUGCAAUAUACUUCCCCACUGUCACGUUGGUUUGAGCUACAAUAUCAUCUAAUUGGAUGUGGUGGGAACCACAGUAAGCCCUUUACUUUGCGUCCGCCGCAGGGUGAAGAAUCCGGUGUUUACGCCCAUGAUCAGAAAUGUGAAUGGAGGGUUACCGCACCGCCACAGCAUGCCAUUGUUAUAGAGUUUAAAUACUUUGAUAUGGAGAAUAAUGCAAACUGUGCAUUCGACAGCGUAAGGAUUUAUCGUGGUAAAAUUGCCAUCAAGGAGCAGAGGACAGAUCUGCUUUGCGGCAACCUGACAAGUCCACCUACUAUCAUGGUGAACAGUAACGAGGCACUGAUUACCCUAUCUACAGACAGCUCCAAUAGUUACCGAGGUUUUCUGGCCAGUGUACGCUUUACACCUAAUUGCAACGAGCAGGUCUCGCUUGACUUGGAAACGCCACGCACGAACUUCAUGCGCCAAUACACGAUCAAUGCCACUGAAGCGCUGAUGUGCUACUUCCAGGCCAGAGUUCCUUCGGAUUACCGAAUAUCCUUAGAGGUGCGUGAGCUAAAACUUAACGACGCAGCCUGUAGCACCUGCAGCUACUUAGAGAUCCAUGACAGCGAGGGUGCGGAAGAACAGAGUCUCGGUAGGUACUAUGGAACCACUAUGGACUCGAACAGGGCCAAGGUGUUCAGUUCCUAUUCGGACAUGGCUUUCCAGCUGAGUGCCAAGACCAGAUCAUCCAAUAAAAACAUCAGUUUCGAGCUGAUCCUGCAAAUGGAGCGAACUGUAUGCGGUCAAACGGAGUACGACAUGCAAUUGAAUGAGACCAUUACAUUGGGUCUGCAGUACGACAACAGGACAAAGAGCUUCGAGGGAAGUUUUCACUGUGUUUGGACAAUUAAAGGAAAAGGAGAUGUGGAAAUAGAUUUCCAGAAGCUUCGGCUUAAGGAAGUAUCUCAGCGGACUGGGAAAUGCGAAGACUACUUGAAACUGUCCAAGCCUUACUUCACCAGAUAUUAUUGCGGUCAGUACGAUAAAAGCUUCAAGAUGAUUGAAGCUAUCGAUGAAUCCAACCUGCAACUGACCUUCCAUAGUGCUUUAUUGGAGGAAUCCCAAGGGUUUGAGGUUAUCAUACGACGAAAAUCAAACUGCAAUCGAAACUACACGGAAUUGAGUCAAGUGGUUGAUACCAAUUCUCUGACAAACUGCACAGAAUAUAUAAAAGUUCCAAAAGGUUACAGUAUUACACUGUACAUAUUUUCUAUACUGUUUGACUCUCCAGGUCAUAAAUAUUUUAAUGUGACGGAUCUAAGUUCAAACAAAACUAUUUUUACCACCUCGGAGACUCAAUGGGAAAACAUAGCACGGAUUACGACAACCAACGAAUUGCGCCUAGAUAGCCUUGGAGUUUCUGCUCUUAAGUUCUUCUACUUUUCCACUAGCAACCAGUUCCCCAGCGGAUGUGGUGGUCAACUAGCUGUCGGUGGCUCAACAGCUAGUUACCUGGAAAAUCCCCCCUAUGAAGGUCGAAACAGUUCACUAUGCACUUGGAAUAUAUCUGUACCCCCAGGCGGUACUCUGCGAUUUAGUUUCCCGGAAUUCGACAUGGGCUCAGAAACCAAUUGUGAUCUGGAUAAUGUAAAAAUUUACGCUAACUAUUUAAACGGUCGCAGACUUCUGAAAACCAUCUGUGGAUCGAGAAUUCCAGAGGAUUAUAAAACAGCCAAAAAUAACAUUAUUAUAGUUGCAAAAAAAUCACAAAAUUUUAAUGGACUUGGGUUUAAGAUUGAUAUAAGUAAUUUAAGUUAAAAGCUUCUGGACUUCUUUUAUACUGAAGCGCAAUAUUGAUUCUAAAGUUAUUACUCAAUAAAACGAAUUUUUAAAUACUACUGUA
Molecule: messenger RNA, 11025 nt
Organism: Drosophila eugracilis
Lineage: Eukaryota; Metazoa; Arthropoda; Insecta; Diptera; Drosophilidae
Product: cubilin homolog
Exons: 17
Coding region: 111-10940 (3609 amino acids)
Molecular function (GO): calcium ion binding
Source: RefSeq, a predicted model, not a curated record